AGGAGGAACUGGCUGCUGCUGGUUCUAGCACACGCAUACACACUCACAUAAAUAGCAGACGGAGAGGAGGAAAACACAAAGAGCAGCUCUGCCCAGUUCACAGCUGAAGACGAACGGAGUCAGGUCUCAUAGAAGAGGAGCUUGGACGGCAUGCAAAGUUGUGAAAUAUCUUCAGACAGCACAGAUGAUCCUCUUAGUAGCGGCUUACGCAGGCAUCAACAACCGCGAAUAGUAGUGAUCGGUGCGGGCUUGGCCGGCCUAGCAGCCACCAAAAGCCUUUUGGAAAACGGCUUCACCAAUGUCACAGUGCUAGAGGCCUCGGACCACAUCGGAGGCAGAGUGCUAAGUGUUCAGUUCGGUAAAGCCACUUUGGAGCUAGGAGCCACCUGGAUCCAUGGCGCUAACGGGAACCCCGUGUACCACCUGGCUGAGGACAAUGGGCUGCUGGAGCACACCACGGAGGAGGAGUGUAGCGUGGGCCGCAUCAGCCUCUAUGCCAAGAACGGCGUGGCCCACUACCAGACCAACAGCGGAAAGCGCAUCCCUAAGGACCUGGUGGAAGAGUUCAGUGACCUGUACAACGAGGUGUAUGAGUUGACUCAGGAGUUUUUCCAAAAUGGAAAACCAGUGGGUGCCGAGAGUAAGAACAGCGUGGGGAUCUUCACGCGGGAUCUGGUGCGGAAAAAGAUCAUGCUGGACCCCGAUGACUCAGAGAGCACCAAGAAGCUUAAGCUGUCCAUGCUGCAGCAGUACCUCAAGGUGGAGAGCUGUGAGAGCAGUUCCCCCAACAUGGAUGAGGUGUCUCUAAGUGAAUUCGGAGAAUGGACGGAGAUUCCUGGUGCCCAUCACGUGAUCCCGGCCGGCUUUAUCAAAGUCGUGGAGCUGUUGGCCCAGGACAUCCCGGCCCGCGUGCUGCAUCUGAGCAAACCCGUCCACCGCAUCCACUGGAACUACAGCUGUCCUGAGGCCGAAGACAACGCCGGCGGGGCUGACCACAACCAGGACCAGCGCCCGGGGCCGGCUCCGGUGCGCGUGGAGUGUGAGGACGGCGAAUUGCUGCCCGCUGACCAUGUGAUCGUGACUGCCUCGCUGGGUGUGCUCAAGAAGGCCCAUGAGACGUUGUUCUCGCCAGGCCUGCCCCUGGACAAGGCACUGGCUGUGCAGAAGCUGGGCAUCAGCACCACGGACAAGAUCUUCCUGGAGUUCGCUGAGCCCUUCUGGAGCCCCGAGUGCAACAGCAUCCAGUUUGUGUGGGAGGACGAGGCACAGCUGGAAAGCCCAGCCUACCCGAAUGAGCUCUGGUACCGCAAGAUCUGCAGCUUCGAUGUGCUCUAUCCGCCUGAGCGCUACGGCCACAUGCUGAGCGGCUGGAUCUGCGGUGACGAGGCACUGCUCAUGGAGCGCUGCGACGAUGAGACCGUGGCUGAGAUCUGCACCGAGCUGCUCCGCAAGUUCACAGGGAACCAGAACAUUCCGAAGCCACGGAGGAUCCUGCGCUCGGCAUGGGGCAGUAACCCCUACAUCAGGGGCUCGUACUCUUUCACCCGCGUGGGCUCCAGUGGAGGAGACGUGGAGCGGCUGGCUGAGCCCCUGCCCUACACCAAGAGCACCAAGGCUCCACCUUUACAGGUGCUGUUUGCUGGCGAAGCCACACACAGGAAAUACUAUUCCACUACUCAUGGUGCUUUGCUUUCAGGUCAGAGGGAGGCAAACCGGCUGAUUGAGCUGUACCAUGACCUCUUCAAUGCAGAAACCACAAAGCCUAACAUGUAAAACAAAAAAUUUAAAAUAAAAAUGAAAGAACCACUAACUAGUGAUAAAAGUCUGUGUUUUAUGCUAUCUGUAUUCUAAAUGAUUAAACGUAUGAAAAACUAGUAGGGGCAUUACACCAAUAACUAAAAAAAGAAAUCUGUUUUUACUGUAUGUAGAUUAUUUAGAUAUCACUUGAGAUGUACUGUACAAGGCUGCGAAGUGUGCAGCCAUCUCUUGUUCUUAUCUUUCUCUGAUUGUUUGUUUUUUUUAAUCAAUAAGUUAUAUGUUUAUAACACGUCUGUAAUUUAACUUUUUGUAAGUGCCUUCUGUAUUUAAUGGUGACAUUUAAAAAUGAAACAAAAACAAGUGUCAAUGAAUAAAGUGUAUAUUAAUGUGAAAAAGAA
Colossoma macropomum (tambaqui) is the source of this 2156-nucleotide messenger RNA. RefSeq names its product spermine oxidase (gene smox). The transcript is spliced from 7 exons. NCBI's taxonomy places the organism in Eukaryota, Metazoa, Chordata, Actinopteri, Characiformes, Serrasalmidae. The coding region runs from base 151 to 1773 and encodes 540 amino acids. The record is from RefSeq and is a predicted model, not a curated record. Gene Ontology annotation, molecular function: polyamine oxidase activity.